Molecule: messenger RNA, 1484 nt
Organism: Drosophila grimshawi
Lineage: Eukaryota; Metazoa; Arthropoda; Insecta; Diptera; Drosophilidae
Product: zinc carboxypeptidase
Exons: 1
Coding region: 107-1432 (441 amino acids)
Biological process (GO): proteolysis
Molecular function (GO): zinc ion binding; metallocarboxypeptidase activity
Source: RefSeq, a predicted model, not a curated record
UAAAAUAUGCAUGUAUUUGUGUAGGCGAAAUCUUAAUCAAAGCUGCUCUUAAAGGUGAUAUUGAUAAGGCAACAUCCAAUUGUUUUUCGCUUGCUCGAGUGUGAAGAUGUGGUUUCUCUGGUUUGUGCUGUGUGUGGUUCUGGCCAGUUCAGGCACUCGAGCUGCUAGUUUCUGCACCAGGUCGGAUCAAUGUGCUUUGGGGGGAAGUCCUGCGGCACAGGCACGCUACGAUUACACGCGAAUAUAUAAUGUGGAAUUGGCCACUGCCAAACAUGUGCAGGUAUUUCAGGCGCUGGAGGAGGCUAGUGAUUCAUGCAGCUUUAUGGGACAUGCGCGUGUCGCUGGUCAGAAGCUCACGAUUAUGGUGGCCGCACCUAAGGUGGCCGACUUCGAUGAUCUUCUGCAGAGCUACAAUGUGAGCCAUCGUAUACUCAACUACAAUUUCCAGGAGUUGAUAGACGCUAACUAUCGGGAGGUGGCGCCAGAGAGCACACCGGCGGAUCAGUUCGACUGGAAGCGCUAUUUUCAUCUGGACAACAUCUACGACUGGUUGGAGAAACUGGCCCGCGAGGAGCCCCAGGUGGUAACUAUGCUGGACAUGGGAUUGAGCACUCAAGGACUGCCGAUCAAGGGGGUGAAAAUUGCCUUUGCUAGUGAGAAGAAUCAGACUACCGUGUUCAUCGAGAGUGGCAUCCAUGCACGCGAGUGGAUUGCACCAGCUACUGCCACAUAUUUUAUUGAGCAACUGCUGCAUUCCACUGAUCCUUCGGUGCAGAGCUUGGCCCGCGCCCACAACUGGUUGAUCUUUCCCACUGUCAAUCCGGAUGGUUAUCGCUAUAGCUUCACGGGGGAUCGCAUGUGGCGCAAGAACCGCAAUCUCUUUGGCAUUUGUCGCGGCGUCGAUCUGAAUCGCAACUUUCCACUUAGUUGGAACACCACGGGCGCCAGUGGCAAUCCCUGUAAAUAUGAUUUCUCUGGACCGUCCGCGGCCAGUGAGGUGGAAACGCAACGCAUUAUCCAGUUCCUGGAGACACAUGCCCAGCCGGAACGUAUUCGUACCUAUUUAUCACUGCACAGCUACUCCCAGCUCAUCAUGUUCCCCUAUGGUCACACGGCAGAGCGCGUCGAGAACUAUGCGGAUCUCAAGGCAAUUGGUCAGCUGGCAGCGGAACGCAUCAAAUCGCUCACUGGACGCAUCUAUAAGAGUGGAAGUAUUUUUGAGACAAUAUAUCCCUCCAGUGGUGGGUCAAAAGACUGGGCCCACAGCCAGCUAAAGGUGCCAAUUACUUUUACGUUUGAGCUGCGUGGCCCGCCGGAAAGCGAGGAACUAUUCAUCCUGUCGGCCAAGGAAAUUGAGCCAACGGCCCGUGAAGCCUUUGCAGCUGUGCAAACAAUUGUGGAGGAGGCGGGUAAACGUGGUUACUACCAGUAAAUGUCACAAAAUAUUUUCAUUAAUUUUUAUUAAUAAAAGAAAUAAGAUAAAA